UGCCAUGGAGGCUCACUGACAACAGUAGUUGCAUUCAGAGAACAGGAGCGGAUAAAAAUGGUUUCUCUCUCGGCCCCAGACUUCCCCGCCCUUACGAUCGUCAUGGAGAAGUUAAAGGAGCUGGAAAAGGAGGUGAAAGAGGAGGGGAACUUUUAUGCACAUGAAGCCGGUGUCCACCUCUCAGAGAUAGCGGCAGCUCUCUCUGAGCUAGAGGCAGCCAGGCGUGCAGCCCACCAAGACCUGCAAGAAGAAACCGCAGGAAACGCAGAACUAAGGCGCCGAAUUAACAACAUGGGAGAGCAAGUGAGUCAAGAAAUCAUGGAAGAUGUAGCUUCAGCACGCGCAUCCAACACUGAGGAGAUAGAAAAGCUGCAGAAAGACCUCAGUGACAUUUCACAACUGCAAGAAAACACCUCAAGGAGGCAGGAAGCCCUGAUGCUCCAGAGUGAAAAGCUGCACCAAGAGAGCGAACACGCAAGAGCUGAGCGCGAGAACUGUGCCGCUUCUCUGAAUGACCACGUCGAUUUAUCCGACGGCUUGAAGAGUCGAUUAAGUGAGAGACGACAGCAGCUAGAAGAGCUGAAGUCUCGCAUCACUGCUGUGGAACAGCAAAAAGUGAGAGUGCGACAAAGCCUGGAGCUGGAGAGAGAAACCUUCACUGUGAGAAAAGACGAGCUGUGCCAAGAGGUGGAGCAGACGGUGGAGAAAAUUAAACACCAACGGCGAGUCAACAGGAGGAGCAAAAGAGAGUUGGACAGAGUCAAAGCCAAAGGAGGAGAUGCCCAUGAGCGCUUGAGCGAAUUGUCCAAUCACAUGGUCCAGCUGGAGCGCAAUGUUGGACGACUGACAAACUCUGGGCAUCAGUGUGAGAAACAGCUCGAAGAAGAGAUUCAGAUUCAUCAAGAGUUGACCAAAAGGACAGAAGAGAAGAAGAAGGAGCUGUGCGAGUUACAGGAAACUUUAAGGAUCACAAACAAGCAUCUUAAAGAGGACAUUGUGACGGUGGAAGGUAAGAUAGAAGAGGUGAGAAUGUUAAGGAACCUACGUAAGGACUCCUUGGAUGAGGUCUCCAAGAGAUUCGAGCUUCAGCAAAAACAGGAGAAUGAAGUCCGGGCACAAAACUUUGGCCUUCAACAGCAGCUGGAGCAAUCAGAGCUGCGCAUCCAAAAUCAUACGGGGUCCAUUGCCAAGCACAGAAGUGACAUCAAAGAAAUGGAGAAGCAGAUCCAGAAACUUCUACAAAAUGCUGCUGUCAACCGGGAUGUCUUUGAGAAGAGUCAAGAUGAGUUGUUCAGCUGCCUGGAUGCAGGAAAGAAGAACAUCAGCCAUAAGGAGAAGGAGAAGACGCAGCUCACUCACAGAGUGGAAGAGACAAAGAGGGAGCAGGAAGAAUAUGCAACAAAUAUCUCCUCUAGUAUUGUUAACACCAGGAGGCGAUACCAGGAACUGCAACAAGAAGAGGCCGUGCUCCUACAGCGUCUUCCCGUGACUGCCGAUAUUGUCGCGUUGACGACUUAUGUGACUGAGUAUGAGGAAGAUUGUAAACAAAUAGAAAACAAACACUACCAGGAAAUACAGACGUGCACGGAAGAGAUCAAGCACAUCACCAGGAGCAAUGAGGAGAAGCAGAAGGAGGUUGAAGAGAAAGAAGAGACGCUGAAGGCGGUGGAGAUCAGAUUUAAUGAGGAGCAGUCCACACACCAGAGAUUGAAGACACUCAUCUCCAAGCUGAGGAGCAGGAAGGAGGAUCUGGAGGUGUCAAUUGGACAGCUGAAAGAGAACACAAGCUCCCUCCUGCAGUCCAAAGACGAUGCAGAAGCAAAGCUGGAAGUGACGCGGUCAGAUUACCUACACUUGCUGGACAAACAGGCGUUGGAGCUGAAAUCUCUGGAGAUCAGGAUCUGUGACGUUACUGUCAAACUGGAGCAGGUCCGUGUGGAGAACAACAGGCUGCAACUCUCUAUUGGACACAUGAUGAAGGACAUUACCAGAGCCAAGACGGACAAAGACCGAUACCAACAGGAGAUCCAACAACUCAACAACAACGUGAAGGCCUUAAAUACGAGUCUGGAGGAGGCCUGGAGAUCCGAUUUAUUGCUAAUUCAGCAUAGUCAAAACAAUGACGGCGCUCUCUUGGCGUCCUUUAGCACCCUGUUGAACAGUCUGAAGACCAGGAGACACAAUUUAGAAGAUGCUAUCACACUUGCAAACCAACAAAUGUUAGAGUUCAACAAACGACUACACGAUAAAACCACAGACAAGGACAGCUGA
Molecule: messenger RNA, 2271 nt
Organism: Thalassophryne amazonica
Lineage: Eukaryota; Metazoa; Chordata; Actinopteri; Batrachoidiformes; Batrachoididae
Gene: ccdc175
Product: coiled-coil domain containing 175
Exons: 1
Coding region: 58-2271 (737 amino acids)
Source: RefSeq, a predicted model, not a curated record